Molecule: messenger RNA, 5195 nt
Organism: Puntigrus tetrazona (Sumatra barb)
Lineage: Eukaryota; Metazoa; Chordata; Actinopteri; Cypriniformes; Cyprinidae
Gene: itih6
Product: inter-alpha-trypsin inhibitor heavy chain family member 6
Exons: 18
Coding region: 45-3572 (1175 amino acids)
Biological process (GO): hyaluronan metabolic process
Molecular function (GO): serine-type endopeptidase inhibitor activity
Source: RefSeq, a predicted model, not a curated record
AGACCUUGCGCACUCGGCUUGUCUUUCCCGCACCAUCUGCAGGCAUGGAUGUUAAACUGGAUCUGACUGUACUCGUUUUAAUCCUACUUGCUCUUGUUCCUUUUGGAUGUGUGCCAUCAGUCCCUCUCCAGAGACCGAGACGUCAGACCUCAACAGCAAAACCAGCACUCAAGGUGUUGGAUUACCAUGUGCGGUGUUCUGUAGUGUCUCGCUAUGCUGUAACCACAGUGGAAAGCACUGUAUGGAACCAACUGCACAUUACUAAAGAGGCUGCCUUUGAGGUGGAUUUAUCUUCAUCUGCAUUUAUUUCCAACUUUACCAUUACCUCAAAUGGUAAGGUGUAUGUGGCUCAGGUGAAGAGGAGAACUGAUGCCAGGAAGAUCUAUGACACCGCUAAGAAGCAGGGGAAAACAGCAGGGCUCGUUGCUACCAAGGAACGUGAGAUAGAGAAGUUCCGUGUCGCAGUCAACGUGCCUCCUGGAGCUCGUGUCUCAUUCUCACUGACGUAUGAGGAGCUGUUAUCACGACGUUUCGGCCGUUAUGAGCUGUCUCUGGGUCUACGGCCUGGUCAGCCUGUGCAGAACGUCUCCUUGGAUGUCAGCAUAUCAGAGCGGACAGGCAUUAGCUUUAUCAGAGCUCUGCCACUGAGAACCAGCAGACUUCUAACCAAAAAUGCUCAAGUGGAUGCGGAUCCUCCUCCAUCAACCAAGGUCAAGCAGAAUCCUUACUGCGCACAUGUGCACUAUACUCCCACCAUACAGCAACAGAAGAACAUCUCCCCCAGAGGUCUCAGUGCAGACUUCAUCAUUCAGUAUGACGUGGAGCUCAAAGACCCCAUGGGGGACAUCCAGGUGGAUGAUGGCUACUUUGUUCACUACUUUGCACCUCGAGGGCUUCCUGUAGUUCCUAAAGAUGUCAUCUUUGUCAUUGACAUCAGCGGCUCUAUGAUUGGCACAAAAAUCAAGCAGACAAAGGCAGCCAUGAUCACUAUACUGAGUGAUUUACGUGAGGGAGAUUACUUCAAUCUCAUCACUUUCUCAGAUAAGGUCCACACCUGGAAGAAAGGCCGCACUGUCCGGGCAACUCGGCAAAAUGUGCGGGAUGCCAAGGAAUUUGUCAGGAGGAUAAUCGCAGAGGGCUGGACAAACAUCAAUGCAGCUCUGUUGUCUGCUGCACAGUUGCUAAAUCCAUCCUCACGCUCAUCUUCAUCCACUGAUAAUGUGGCUUCAUCUCACCGUGUUCCCAUGAUCAUCUUCCUGACUGAUGGGGAAGCCACUAUUGGGGAGACAGAACCAGAUGUGAUUCUGCACAAUGCACAGAAUGCUUUGGGUUUAGCAUCGUUAUUUGGCCUGGCCUUCGGAGAUGAUGCUGAUUUUCCCAUGUUGAGGAGGCUGGCAUUGGAGAAUCGUGGUGUGGCUCGGAUGGUAUAUGAGGAUGAUGAUGCAGCUGUCCAGCUGAAAGAUUUCUAUGAUGAAGUUGCCAGCCCUCUGCUUUCAGAUAUCCAGCUGUCCUAUCUAGACGAUCAGGUGUACGAUAUCACUCGCUCUCUGUUCCCCAACUACUUCCAGGGCUCUGAAUUGGUAGUCACGGGCCGACUUAAGCCAGGUGUACAGGAUCUAAAGCUUAUGCUAACAGCAAACGAUUCAAAGCAGAAGGUCAAAGUGGAGAAUGAGCUACCAUUGGCCAAAGCAGUUGUAAAUGGCACAGAACCAUCUCUGGGGUGUGCACAGGUACUGGAUGGCAUUCCUAGCAUUGUGCAUCGGCUCUGGGCUUAUUUCACAAUCAAAGAGUUGCUCUUGGCUAAAAUUAACACCUCGGAUGUGUUCAUACAGCGACUUCUUGUAGAUAAAGCCACCAAUCUUUCAUUGAAGUAUAAUUUUGUAACACCGGUCACAUCGUUGGUUGUGAUUAAACCAGAUAUCGAUGAACCAGAACCUACUAUUAGCUCUUCUGUUGUGGCCACAACUAGCAAAAUGUCUACUAGUGCUGUAGCAGGUUCUACAAACGUGACUAAUCAGACCUCUCACACUGCACCUAAAGUGUCUUCCACGUCUCCAACAGGGAAAAAAUCCAGCUCGUUCUCACCUCCAAAAACAAGCAAACCUCCUGUCACCAAAUCAGUACGAGCACAUCCACCACCCUCAGGGCUUCACACCACAGGUCGGCCUCCUAACUCUUCUGUUUCCCUUAACAAAACAGUCUCCCCUCCAUCACCUAAGAAGACCACUACAGGACCACUUAAGACCACCUCUACCCCGCUUUUCAGCAAAUCAUCCUCCUCGCCUACAAGCACCCUCAAAACCACACCAGCCUCGGCUAAAAUUUCAAACACACCUGUCAGUACAGUGAAAACCACUUCUUCCUCUUCACCAGUCAAAAGCAUAAUGUUAGCCUCCUUGCUCAAAACUGCACCAUCUGUGGUGAAAGACUCUUCGGAUGUUGAGAACUCUACCACCUCAGGGCUCAAAACGCUUGAGCAGGGCAAACAAACAUUAACUUCCACAGCAUCUACCACAGACGCUAAUUCAGACAUUCAGGUUGAACUGGAAGUGGCCACACUGAUGACUCCUUCGUUUCUGCCUAUGCCAGGAAUGACAGAUGCACCAAAGUUGUGGGAAGCCGCUCGUUUUCUGGAUGUGUCCUCAUCUAUCCAGAUUCAAAGGAAAGAUAUUGAACUUCUUAAAGAUUAUGAUACAGCACAUGACUACGACUAUGACUACAACAUUCAUUAUGAGUCAUAUUCCGAUGCUGAGGUGUCUGACCCAGAUAACCAAUCCAGUUUAAGCUCAAUUAGAGUAUUCUCCUCCUCAGUGGAUGGAGACCCACAUUUUGUCGUUCAGCUUCCAAAGCUCCACCAGAACUUGUGUUUUACCAUCGAUGGCAGGGCUGAUGAUGUACUGCGGCUUCUUGUGGACCCAGACAAAGGCAUUAUUGUGGAUGGGCAUUUAAUGCUGGCUCCAUCUAAAGAGGAGCUGGAGAAUCGUACUCGUACCUUCUUCGACAAGAUUUCCAUCACUGCAGCCAAAGGUGCCAUUAUGAUCACAAUAACACUGGACACGGUGCAAGUGGAAAUGGAUGGGAAGGAAAUUGAAUUGCUGCCUACCAAUCAGAGAGGAUCUGUGGAGCGGCAUGGCAUGAGAAUUAUGGUUGAAGAACAUCACAGCUGUUGGAUUGAGCUCGGGGUUGGUGUGCAGUUCCUCAUUCUCUUCCAUCGCUACAACCAUCCCAAAUACUUUCAAAUGGAGCACCUGGGCUUCUAUAUUGCAGAUGGAAAAGGGCUUUCUCAUCUCACUCAAGGGCUGUUGGGUCAGUUUCAGCAUACUCUUAUGGAAGUCAUAAGGGUUUCAGGGGAUCAAGCUGGUUUCCAUCACGGACAAACAAAUAAAAACACUUCACUGGCCAUGGGUUUGUUAAAGAAAGGAGAUGAGCAUUUUCCUGUCACUCUGCAAGACAAGAUUCUGAAGGACUCGUCCAGGAAGCGACACUCGGCUCAGUGUUGGGUAGUGCCAAAGGUGGAUGUAGAGAGGCUUCUGGGCAAGUCAUAUGAGAGCUAUGUUGUGGAACACCAAUAGAUAACCUUACCAGACCACGUCUCCCCAUCUACAGUGUUAUAAAGGUACGGAAAAGACACUGGAACUUGAAGCUUUUUUUUUUUUUUUUUUUUUUGGAAAGUGAAAAAACACCUGAUGGGAGAGAGAAUAGGAAUAUACACAAGCUGUGAUGAACUGAAGGAUUUUUCUGAAGCAUUGGCUAUAAGUAAUAUUGACUAAUAUUGAAUAUUUGCAUUUGAACAUAAUGGUACAAUACCCUUUAAAGAUUUGUUUUUCAAAGAAAUUGCAACAAAAAAAUCUGAGUAAUCACAGGAAUAAAUAAAAUGUUAAAGUAUAUUUACAAUUUUAAAUCCUAUGGUAAAAAAUGUGUUUGUGUGUGUGUGUGUAUAUAUCACACUCACGCUGAGCAUAAAAAUGUCUUUCAAAAACAGAAAAUCUUGCUGAUAUAAGUGCAUUUUUAGCAGUAAAUUAACUAUUUAAUUAUUAAUAUUUAAUGUUCAUUGAGAUGAGAUACAAAAAUUCACAGUAAUCAAAUAUUUUCUCUAAUCUUCCAGCUAUUUUUCAUAAAUAUAUAUGUGUACAUAUAUGCCUUCAUUUAAAAUAUAAUACAGGAAUUGUGUAAAGCUAUUAUAUAAUAUUGUAUAUUAGUAAUGAGUAUUGAAUGCUUUACUUUGUCCUGUUAGGAAAGGUAAUCUUUCUUUAUGUGCCAAUAACCAAACAUAACCAAAGAAAGAUUGAGUUUCAUUUUGUUCAUAUUUAUUUUUGUUGCACAAGACUGCUCAAACACGAGAUGAAAUUCACAACUUAAAAUUGUCGAGUUUGUGUGUCAGUUUUUUUUUUAAGGUGUUUAGUUGUUUCAACAUUGAAAAUGAAAGACAAAAUGAAAAUAAAUACAGUACAAAACAGUUAAUCCAAACAUAUGCGACAAUAUGCUGGAAAGGUGCAAAAGAUAACAAAUAUAGCAAUGCAGCGUAAUUCUAUUUGAUUCCAGUUAUCAUUAAUUCACAAUCUAAUUUGUGCACUAUAAGGAAGAGAGUUCAAGACCUUUAUGCUUCUAUGUGAAUCUAUAAGGCCAUAAGUGACUUUGGCCCAAUAAAAUUCAAGAAUGUAAUGAAACUGUCACACUCCUUGUUUUACAUUAAAAAUAAAGAGAAAGGAGGAAGAGGAGGAGGAGGAGGAGGGGGACUACAGUCAAAGGCUUUUUUCUCAGCAAAGGCGAGUAUGGAAAACAUGAGAAUGCUUGUAUAUUCUACACUGAAAGCUGUACAGUGAGAGUUCAAACAGCACACCAUUACCAUCUGCUCCAGACUAGCGUCUACUAUAACUACUGAUGGCAAUUCAAAUCAUUUCAAAACAAAAACGAGCAUGAUUAAGAGAUAUAAUGGUGAAAAUGACCAGUCAUAGAUCAAUGCUAAGUUUGUAAUCUUGUGGUUUCUAACAGCCAGGUGUAAAUGCAGAGACUACAUGUGUCGAUCACCGAUAAAAACAGAAAUCAAAGACGCAGGCCGAUUGCAUGAUGCAGUGAGAAUCUUAACAGUGCACAGGGGGGAGGCAUAGUGUUCAUCACAAGUCAAAGUUAGAGCAUGUAUGCAUUUAGUAGACUGGAGUCAGCCCGGUUUACCAACGGAUAUGGCUACUAUCAAA